CACGCUAAGCUCUCAAACCACAAAAACCAAGUAACUGAUUUUCUUUUUCACGGGAUUUCCCUCCAAAAAUCCACUUUUACUAGACAAAAAAGCAUUGGUUCCCAUUUCAUCUACCAAACAACCACCACCUAAACAACCUAUUAUACACACGGACCAAGAUGCAAUAUAAGACUUCAAUCCAACAGCAUACCAAGUUCUACAACUGGGUUCAUUUUACCUUCAACUUUAGAAGAAAGCAAAAACAAAAAUGGACAAAAAACAAUCUUCUCCAAGACUUCUUGACAGUCAUUUUGUUGACAUUCAUGAAGUCUUACCAGAAGAAGAAGAAGAAGAAGGUUGUAGUACUAGAAUGGCUGAUAAAGCCGAGAAACGCUUCAACAGACCGAUUAAAGGUCGAGAAAUGAAGAGAAACCAUAGGAGUUUCAGCAGGCAAGUUUCUCUAGAGACUGGUUUUUCUGUGCUUAACAGAGAAUCAAAAGCUAAAGAUGAGAGGAGGUCACUACCAAGAAGUGGAAGAAGUUUUGGAGGUUUUGAUUCUGCAAACAGGAUUGGUAUAGAUGGAAGGAAAGAAGAUCACUUUAGCAUGUUCAAGACUAAAUCAACUCUCACUAAGCAGAACUCCUUGUUACCACAUAAAAAGGAAAGAGAGAUGGAGUCUCAGAGGACUGAGGGGUCUAUCGGGGGUGAUGAGUCUGUUAAUAGAAGUGUUCCUGCUGGGAGAUACUUUGCUGCCCUUAGAGGACCUGAGCUUGAUCAAGUCAAGGAUUAUGAAGAUAUUCUCCUGCCCAAAGAUGAGAAAUGGCCCUUUCUCCUCAGGUUUCCAAUUGGGUGCUUUGGUAUUUGUCUAGGUCUAAGCAGCCAAGCAGUGUUGUGGCGUUGCCUGGCAACAAGCCCCGCCACAAAAUUUCUCCAUAUUAGCCCCUUUAUAAACCUUGCCCUCUGGAUUUUAGCUCUUGCAGUUCUGUUUUCUGUCUCCUUCACCUACAUUCUCAAAUGCAUUUUCUACUUUGAAGCUGUUAAAAGAGAAUAUUUCCACCCUGUUCGGGUCAACUUCUUCUUCGCCCCAUGGGUUGUCUGCAUGUUCUUAGCCAUUGGCGUACCACCAAUGUUUGCCCCUCAAACCCUUCACCCUGCCCUUUGGUGCACCUUCAUGGGUCCCUAUUUCCUUCUCGAGUUGAAGAUCUAUGGCCAGUGGCUUUCCGGCGGGAAGAGACGUCUUUGUAAGGUGGCUAAUCCAUCUUCUCAUCUAUCAGUGGUUGGAAAUUUUGUUGGGGCAAUUUUAGCUUCCAAAGUGGGAUGGCAAGAGGCCGCCAAGUUCUUAUGGGCAGUAGGAUUCGCGCAUUAUCUUGUGUUAUUUGUUACUUUGUAUCAGAGAUUGCCUACGAGCGAAGCGUUGCCCAAGGAGUUACACCCUGUGUACUCCAUGUUUAUUGCAGCCCCAUCAGCAGCAAGCAUUGCUUGGGAAACAAUUUAUGGAGAGUUCGAUGGGUGUUCGAGGACUUGCUAUUUCAUUGCUCUGUUUCUCUAUGUUUCACUGGUUGUAAGGAUUAACUUCUUCACAGGGUUUAGAUUUUCGGUGGCAUGGUGGUCUUACACCUUCCCCAUGACAACUGCCUCAGUGGCUACCAUCAAGUAUGCUGAACAUGUCCCUUCAUUUCUAAGCAAGGGCCUAGCACUUACUCUUUCAUUCAUGUCAUCAACAAUGGUGUUCGUAUUGUUCGUGUCAACUCUUCUCCAUGCCUUUGUUUGGCACACAUUGUUUCCAAACGAUCUGGCCAUCGCCAUAACAAAGAAAAGACUUGUCAAGGAUAAGAAACCCUUCAAAAGAGCCUAUGAUAUUAAACGUUGGACGAAGACAGCUCUAACAAAGCACGGCUCAGCAAACAAGGAUUUUGAGGAAGACAAAGAAGAAGGCUAUUGACUCCAUACAAUCAAAAACAAAUAAUUUUGCUGUGUUUGGACUAUGAUAAGUCCAGUAGCUUUUGAACUUAAGUAUGAACACUUUAUGAUAGUACCACUGCACUAUAUGAUAGAACAAAAGAAAUUCAAGCACUUCGUUCCAUGUUGGUUUUUAAAAAUUAUAUGCAGGAACCAAGUUGAUGUAGCAACAACAAGAAAGACUGAACAAGUUCCACGGCAUGUAUUAUAACAAAGUGGAACAUACUGUUUGCAUAUGUAUAUUCCUCAACUUCUGAAUCAUUACAUGUAUUAGUGGCUGACUGAA
Molecule: messenger RNA, 2224 nt
Organism: Ziziphus jujuba (common jujube)
Lineage: Eukaryota; Viridiplantae; Streptophyta; Magnoliopsida; Rosales; Rhamnaceae
Product: guard cell S-type anion channel SLAC1
Exons: 3
Coding region: 248-1921 (557 amino acids)
Biological process (GO): transmembrane transport; intracellular monoatomic ion homeostasis; stomatal closure
Cellular component (GO): membrane
Molecular function (GO): voltage-gated monoatomic anion channel activity
Source: RefSeq, a predicted model, not a curated record